AUGUUCGGGCUUUUCAGGAAAAGUAAACCCGUGAAAAUUAGGAGUUUUAAUGAAAACAGGAAGUAUGGAGUUGCAGCAAAAGACCUGAAGGAGCUGCUUAAAAAAGGCUGCAAGACAUUAAAGUUGCCACUUCCUGGUGCACAUGUUUGUUUGUAUUCUGAUGGGACAAAAGUGACGGAGGAAUUCUUCCAGACUCUGCCGGACCACACCGAACUCAUUCUUCUCUAUGGGGAGCAGACGUGGAGCGGGGUUGUGCAUGACAUCGGUGAGUUACUGGACACAGACCGACACGCCGACGCUAUCAUCAAAGCAGCGAAGGGGCUCCUGUCUGACGAGGAGUCUCCGAAGAGGCGUAAGAUCCUGAGUGACCUGCUGCUGAACCUGGACGACAGGUCUGAGCUGGAGAGCAGAGAGGAGGACGAGGAGUGGUUCAGAGGUGUCGAAGCUCGAUUCAAGACAAAGUCCGCCUACAUGAAGUUCAACUGUGAGAGCAGGAUACGAGGUUACAUGAAGGAGUUGGACGACGCAACCAAAACCAUCCAGAAAGCUAAAGUCAGGGCCGAGUUCUUGAAAACAUCAAAGAGCCUGGUGGAAAUGCUGAAAGCAGCCAGAUACAACGGCUCUUACUUUGACAGGACUGAGAAGGAGCCGGCUCGCCUCUGCACUCAGGAGGGAUGGUUCACCUGCCAGGGAUCAUUUGACCUGGACGUGUGCAAGUCCCUCCACUCCAUCAACCCAUACGGCAGCCGAGAGAGCAGGAUCGUCUUCAGCACCUGGAACCUGGACCACAGGAUAGAAAAGAAGAGGACGGUCAUUCCCGCUCUGCUGGACGCUCUGCAAAAUCACAAGGCAGCCGACGUCAACCUGACCUACUUCUACCGCCUGCUGUUCACCAGGGAAAACCUGAAGCUGGUUCACAUCGUGUGCCACAAGAAGGGAGCUCACAACCUGCAGUGUGACGCCAAGAAGGUUUUUAAACGAGCCAGCGACGCCAACAAGAGAAACCAGACGACCAAUGGCAAGAAGAGCCGCUUGAAGUGAAUAUUUUUUUAUGAAUUAAUUUGUAUGUACAGAAGCCGAGAAAAGGGCAUACUCACAAAUAUUUAUUUUUCAUCCUGUUAUCUCAAGAUAAAGCUAGACUUAACGAGAUAUUAUCAAGAGAAAAAUUAUUUUUUUGUUAUCCUGCAAUGAGAUAAUUAUCCUGUUAUAUCAAGAUAACGAGAUAUUAUCAGGAUAAAACGAUUUUUUAUUAUCCCGAAAUAAGGAGAUAAUUAUCCGGAGAAAAUGAUUUUGACUGAACCUCAUACAGUAAGUCGCAAUAACACUUCUCCUUAGCAACAAUCCUUAGCAACUCAUUAGCUGAUGAGGACUGAUCUGAUAUUGUUUGAAAAGUCAAGACAGUUUUGUGAUUUCUGCCCUUGACUGAAAUAUUCUCUGAUGAAUUAUAUAGAGAACUCAGUUAUGUUGAGAUAAUGGGAAAAUAAAUGGCCUCUCUCAGCUUCCGUGUGUAUGAGCUGUGA
Molecule: messenger RNA, 1520 nt
Organism: Seriola dumerili (greater amberjack)
Lineage: Eukaryota; Metazoa; Chordata; Actinopteri; Carangiformes; Carangidae
Gene: dffb
Product: DNA fragmentation factor subunit beta
Exons: 7
Coding region: 1-1041 (346 amino acids)
Biological process (GO): apoptotic process; apoptotic DNA fragmentation
Cellular component (GO): nucleus; cytoplasm
Molecular function (GO): DNA endonuclease activity
Source: RefSeq, a predicted model, not a curated record